UGCACACCCCCUAUCCUCACACGCAGCAGGCCGAGACCGGCGCGAGUCUCCAGCUACCUCGCCCCCCGCGGUCAACUCUAGGGCACCGCCGCCGGUACCCCGUCCCCUCCUUGCAGCCAACACACUCAUGGGCCUGCCUCUUACGAGGACGCGCUGCGCCGGCGAACGGUGGCGCUGGACGGGGAUCUCCAUCGCCUCCCUCGAACCCGCCGACAGCCUCCUCGCACGGGGCCACCGCCUCCAUCCCCGUCGCACAACAGACCACGUGCUCCGCGGCGAAGCCCCGUCGCAGGAACGGGGCCGUCGAGGCGGCCGGACCGUCGUCGUGACUCGUGAAAGGUGGAAAUUUUUCGGGGAGAGAAAAAGGGGCGUCAUGGCGGCCGCGCCGCGCGACCGGCGGCGAAGGGGCCGCACUCCUGGGGCUGCCUCCGCGGCGGCCGCCGAAGACGACGGGGAGGAGCACCACCUCAACCCCUUCCUCUCCGACGAGGCGCCCUCGUCCUCGAGAAUCCAGUUCAGGAACGUGGCGUCGCGGGCGCGGUGGGUGGAGGACGCCGGCGAGGCGGAGGUGCUUGACAGCAAGGGGAAGCUCUGGCUGACCACCGGUGUCACCAGGGGCGGCAAGCUCUACUACAACGUCGAGGAGAUCGGCUUCUUGGCAGAAAGAGGGGCACUGGUUCUUCUUGACGACGAGGAUGAAACGAUAGGACUGGAGGAAAUCUAUAAAAAGAUUGCUGGCGGAAAUUACGGGUGCUCCUGGGAUGCCUUUCAAGCUUACAAGCACUUGAAGGUGCUUGGCUACAUCGUUGGACGCUAUGGUGUUCCCUGGACAGUGAAGCAUAGCGGCACUUGUGAAGUCACCGAUUCUCCCAAGAGUAUGGCUGACACUGAGCGUUGCUCUGAUAGAGCCAAUGGUGCCUGCAAUGACAUCACCAAAUUUCUCAAACAAAUGCAUAUAGAUGGGAUAUAUCCAUCCUUUGAAGUUCAUCUACCAAACAGCAAAUUUAAAAAGUCAUGCCCGGGAGUUCCUAUUUUCCUCCUAUGUCUGCUAAGAGACAAGCCACCCUCAAGGGAUGAACUGGAAACCGUGGAGAACAAGUUUGAAGGCAUUCCUCUUAAAUUCUGUCAAGUUGAUAAUGGACGUAUCAGCUUUCUCUCCUUCGACAAUGUUACACUUCCUAGUUUGCCCUGAUAGGUAGCAGUAGGAAUGAUUGUUAGUUUUCGCCUGUUCUGAUACUGUAAGCUAUCAGUUCGGUCUACUUCUGUUCUGUUUGUAGUGAACUAAUCCUUAAUAAGGCUUGUUUGUUUCUUGUUCUGAACCACUACUAUAGUGAUUAGUGAACCGUCAA
Lolium rigidum is the source of this 1349-nucleotide messenger RNA. RefSeq lists its product as uncharacterized. Lineage: Eukaryota; Viridiplantae; Streptophyta; Magnoliopsida; Poales; Poaceae. The transcript has 4 exons. Gene Ontology annotation, biological process: tRNA-type intron splice site recognition and cleavage. Gene Ontology annotation, cellular component: tRNA-intron endonuclease complex. Bases 128 to 1192 code for a protein of 354 amino acids. The record is from RefSeq and is a predicted model, not a curated record.